AAAGAGGUCUUUUGGAGGAAAAAACAUGGCAAUUUUUCCUUUCUUUUGUUGAAUAGAGAAUAUUUUUUUUACUUCAAGCCUUGGACUGAAAAACCAGAUAAAAUAAGAAUGAUAUGAUUCAACCUCAAACCCAUUUGAAUGUAGCCGAUAACAGCGGAGCCCGCCAAUUGAUGUGUAUUCGAAUCAUAGGAGCAGGUAAUCGACGAUAUGCUUCUAUUGGUGACAUUGUUGUUGCUGUAAUCAAGGAAGCGGUACCAAAUAUGUCUUUAGAAAGAUCAGAAGUGAUUAGAGCUGUAAUUGUACGUACUUGUAAAGAACUUAAACGUAGCAAUGGCAUGAUAAUACAGUAUGAUGAUAAUGCCGCGGUUGUCAUUGAUCAAGAGGGAAAUCCAAAAGGAACUCGAAUUUUUGGCGCAAUCGCCCGGGAAUUGAGACAGUUAAAUUUCACUAAAAUAGUUUCAUUAGCACCUGAGGUAUUAUAAGAAAAAACAUUUUAUUAUUUAAUGAAAAUGAAAUAGAUAAAUUAAUAAAUUAUGUCUU
Messenger RNA from Arachis stenosperma, 540 nucleotides. Its product is annotated as 50S ribosomal protein L14, chloroplastic. The transcript has a single exon. Gene Ontology annotation, cellular component: cytosolic large ribosomal subunit; ribosome. Lineage: Eukaryota; Viridiplantae; Streptophyta; Magnoliopsida; Fabales; Fabaceae. Gene Ontology annotation, biological process: translation. Bases 114 to 482 code for a protein of 122 amino acids. Gene Ontology annotation, molecular function: structural constituent of ribosome; large ribosomal subunit rRNA binding. The record is from RefSeq and is a predicted model, not a curated record.